Molecule: messenger RNA, 2691 nt
Organism: Aureobasidium namibiae CBS 147.97
Lineage: Eukaryota; Fungi; Ascomycota; Dothideomycetes; Dothideales; Saccotheciaceae
Product: putative dipeptidyl-aminopeptidase B
Exons: 2
Coding region: 1-2691 (896 amino acids)
Biological process (GO): proteolysis
Molecular function (GO): serine-type endopeptidase activity; dipeptidyl-peptidase activity
Source: RefSeq, a predicted model, not a curated record
AUGGCGUUCCGAGACGACGAAGAGGCGCUGCCUUUGACGAGGCACGAUGCCAACCAGACCGACGACAGUGACCAGCCCAGGCCUUCGGCAUCAUCCAUAUCCACCACUUCGCUGGUACUAGAACACCUGUCGAGCCACUUAAAUUCCGUCGAGGCCAAAGAAGCUCUAUACUCGCAACCGCGGUCCGAAGAGUUCGACUUCGACGACAGAGCAGCAUGGAGACACAAGACCCACGGCAUCGACUCCAAGGCUCGUCGCAUUCUAUACAUCGUUGCCUCCAUAGCCGCUAUAGGCUGGCUUGCUGCCCUAGCCCUCUUCCUCAGCUCCGGCUCCCAUAAAUCGCUUGCCAGUCGCCCUCACGAUCCACAUGCCACCAAAACGGCUGGCCAUGGUCAGAAGAUAUCCCUGGAACAAGUCUUGCAAGGACAAUACUACCCUAAGAGUCACGGGAUAUCAUGGAUCGAUGGUGCUCAAGGAGAGGAUGGUCUGUUGUUACAGUGGGGGGAAAAAGGUAGAGACUACUUGGUUGUCGAGGAGGUCAGAUACAUGCAGGAUGCCAGUGCUUCUGGCCAACACAGUAAGACAUUGAUGAAGAACGGCGGCUUCUACCAUGACGGCGAGGCCAUCAGCCCGAGUAACGUCUGGCCCAGCGCCGAUCACAAACACGUUCUCAUCCAGUCUCACAUUCAGAAGAAUUGGAGACACUCGAACACUGGCAGGUACUGGAUCUUCCACGUCGACGGUCAAACUGCUGAACCUCUUGAUCCUGCCGAACCCAACAAGAGGAUCCAGUACGCCUCAUGGUCCCCAAAUAGCGAUGCCGUCGUCUUCACUAGAGACAACAACAUGUACAUCCGAAACCUCUCUGACAACAGAGUGAAAUCUAUCACAACCGAUGGCGGUGCCCAACUCUUCUACGGUGUUCCGGAUUGGGUCUACGAAGAAGAAGUCUUCUCGAGCAACAAGGCCACAUGGUGGUCUGGCGAUGGCAAAUACCUCGCCUUCCUCCGUACUGACGAGGCUGCUGUACCCGAAUAUCCUGUUCAGUACUUCUUCUCAAGACCUAGUGGCAAGCAACCUAAGCCAGGAGAGGAGAACUACCCAGAAGUGCGCAAGAUCAAGUAUCCUAAAGCUGGUGCUCCUAUGUCUAUCGUCACUCUGCAGCUAUACGACAUUGCUCAAGGCCAGGUCUUUACUGUUCCCAUCCAAGGUGACUUCAAGGACAAAGACCGUCUGAUCACCGAAGUCACAUGGGCUGGCCGUAGUGGCAAGGUCAUCAUCCGUGAGACCAACCGUGAGAGUGAUGUACUAAAACUUAUUCUGAUCGAUGCCGAGCGAAGAGAAGGGAAGACCGUCCGAGAGCUCGAUGUGAACGCCCUCGAUGGAGGUUGGUUUGAAGUCUCUCAAACAACAACUUAUAUUCCGUCCGAUCCCGCCAAUGGCAGAGCACACGAUGGUUACAUCGAUACUGUCAUCCAUGAUGGCUACGACCACCUUGCGUACUUCACGCCGUUGGACAACCCUGAGCCAAUCAUGCUGACCCAAGGCAAAUGGGAAGUCGUUGACGCUCCAUCCGCAUUGGACCUCAAGAACAAUCUCGUCUACUUUGUGGCCACAAAGAAGUCGUCUAUCGAGCGCCACAUCUACAGCGUCAAGCUUGAUGCAUCGGACCUCAAAUCCAUCACCAACGAUAGCGAGAUUGGAUACUACUCUGGAUCAUUCUCCAAGGGUGGUGGUUACCUGCUCUUGACAAACAAAGGUCCUGGUAUUCCGUGGCAGAAGGUCAUCAACACUCCUAGCAAUAGCGACAAGCUGGAGAUGACCAUUGAGGAGAACAAGCCUUUGAGGGAGCUUGUUACCAAAACAGAACUGCCCAUCAAUGUCUACCAAACCAUCAACGUUGACGGCUUCGAUCUGAACCUUGUCGAGCGUCGCCCACCGCACUUUGACGAGAGGAAGAAGUACCCUGUUCUGUUCUUCCUCUACAACGGCCCUGCUUCUCAGCAAGUCGAUCGCCAGUUCCAUCUCGACUUCCAGUCCUAUGUUGCCUCAUCUCUCGGCUACAUAGUCGUCACUCUUGAUGGCCGUGGUACCGGCCACCUCGGCCGCGCCACCCGCUGUAUCGUACGUGGUAACCUUGGACACUACGAAGCGCACGAUCAAAUCGCCGCUGCCAAGAUGUGGGCCGCGAAGAAAUAUGUUGACGCCGAACGCAUAGCCAUAUGGGGCUGGAGCUACGGCGGUUUCAUGACUCUGAAGACCCUCGAGCAAGACGCCGGCCGUACUUUCAAGUACGGAAUGGCUGUGGCUCCCGUGACCGAUUGGAGAUACUACGACAGCAUAUACACUGAACGCUACAUGCACACACCCCAGCACAACCCCAUCGGCUACGAAAACUCGACCAUCUCAGACGUGGAUUCACUCUCCAAGAAUGUCAGGUUCUUGGUCAUGCACGGUGUUGCUGAUGACAAUGUGCACUUCCAAAACACGUUGAGUCUGUUGGACAAACUAGAUCUAGCGAAUGUGCAGAAUUACGACGUGCACUUUUUCCCCGACUCGGAUCACAGCAUCUACUUCCACAAUGCUAACAGAGUUGUGUACGAGAAACUGAACAACUGGCUCAUCAACGCUUUCAAUGGCGAGUGGUUGAGGACACCAAAUCCCACACCAUUGGCGCAGAUUGAGAAGUAG